UAUUAUGAUCUUCUUGUUCUCCUCAUCAAUUUUCUUUGAAGUACCGUGAUCAGUUUAGUCUCUCUCUCUCUCUAUAUAACCUUUACUUACAUAUAUAAAUACACUCUACUCUCUCUCUCUCUUUCUCACCCCUCCCCCCCGGGAUUCUUGCAUUUCUUGGAGAAAAUGAAGGAGAAUAUGAGAAACCCUUUACAAUUAUCAUCUUUGAAUCAUAUUUCUAUGGUGUGUAAAUCAGUUGAGGAAUCCACUAACUUUUAUGAAAACAUUCUAGGGUUUGUCCCUGUAAGAAGGCCUGGAUCAUUGAAAUUUGAUGGGUCAUGGCUAUUUGGCCAUGGAAUUGGGAUCCAUUUAUUGCAGUCUGAAGAUCCAGAAAGUUUGACAAAGAAAACCGCCAUUAAUCCAAAGGAUAAUCACAUGUCUUUCCAGUGCGAGAGCAUGGGUAUGGUGGAGAAGAAGCUGACGGAGAUGGGGAUCAACUACGUGCGACAGCGGGUAGAAGAAGGUGGA
Messenger RNA from Olea europaea var. sylvestris, 507 nucleotides. RefSeq lists its product as uncharacterized. The transcript is spliced from 3 exons. The annotation marks the transcript as partial. The record is from RefSeq and is a predicted model, not a curated record. Lineage: Eukaryota; Viridiplantae; Streptophyta; Magnoliopsida; Lamiales; Oleaceae.